AGCCGUCAAGGAGGCUCCUUCCUGCUGCCACCAAGGAUGGAGAGCCGCUGGGGCCUCUUCUGGGUCACGGUGCUGGGCUUCCUGGCGCAUGUGCAAGGUCAGCGUGACUUCGAUUUGGCCGACGCUCUCGACGACCCCGAGCCCACCAAGAAGCCGAACUCAGAUCUCUACCCAAAGCCGAAGCCGCCGUACCACCCGCAGCCCGGGAUGCCGGACGACAGUGGAAAUAUCUACCCAAGGCCGAGGCCACAUCCUCGACCCCAGCCCGGUGGUUCUGACGGUGGCGGAGGUUACUUCGGCAACACCGACAGGGAUGACGGCCGCUACCCACCCAGACCCAAGCCGCCCGCAGGAGGCGGCGGGAGCUACCACCCCAGCAACGACGGGUCCGGAAACACGCACGGAGGAGGGCGCUCUAGACCCAACUCUUACGGAAAUAAUUAUGGCGGAGACGGAUACUCGACCUAUGGGAACCCACAAGGUAAUACGGUAGCGAAAAUCGUGUCUCCCGUCGUGUCCGUGCUGGUGGUCACGCUGGUGGGUGCCGCGGCCGGUUACUGCCAACGCAACCGAAUGAGGAACUGUUUGAGGACCAACGAACCAGCACACGUGUGAGGGUUUGGAGACCCAGCGGUCGCUUGGGGGGACACUCGGUGUAGACGGGAAUGCCAUUGGCCGCUCCUGGGACACUUCCUUUCAUCGUCGACGUCACCCGCCGCCCU
Molecule: messenger RNA, 722 nt
Organism: Lontra canadensis (Northern American river otter)
Lineage: Eukaryota; Metazoa; Chordata; Mammalia; Carnivora; Mustelidae
Gene: XG
Product: Xg glycoprotein (Xg blood group)
Exons: 11
Coding region: 37-615 (192 amino acids)
Biological process (GO): positive regulation of neutrophil extravasation; homotypic cell-cell adhesion; T cell extravasation
Source: RefSeq, a predicted model, not a curated record